AUGAACUCAAACCAAUUAAUCACAACACCAACUAGACUAACAGACACUAGUGAAUCGUUAAUAACGUCAACUUCCCAUCUUGUUAACGAAAAUGGUGUCAUGGAUACUACUAAAAGCGAUCAUUUACCGGUGUACGCAGUGCUUUAUACGAAGCAACCCAAGCCACCACCGCAAUAUAUCCUAAUGCGAAGCUGCAAGGACUACGACGACGAAAGGUUCACUGCCCAGCUCGCAUCAAGAUCGGAAGAGCUUGUUUCCAUCUUUUCGGAUUCGAAUGUCAAUUCCAAACUCGACAAGUUCAACAACGUCCUUCUCACAACUUUGGCUGUCCAUGCCCCAGUCAGAAUAAUUAAGAAACCGUUCUUGUCCCUUUAUCACCACAGAUAUAAAAAACCAAAUGCCCCACAGAGAUCAACUCCACCGUCGUUACAAACAAACACGCGAUGUCGAAGAUUGGAGAGCAUUUAA
Messenger RNA from Paramuricea clavata, 468 nucleotides. The record is from the annotation of a GenBank genome assembly. Lineage: Eukaryota; Metazoa; Cnidaria; Anthozoa; Malacalcyonacea; Plexauridae.